CCUUGUUUCGAACAUGUUCCCAACAAUUUCCUCGAGGGGGAUCAUAAUGCAACGGGGCGUACGUUUUUGCACUUUCUGAAGAAAUUAGAUUUGAAGACAUCAGAGUGCUUGAUGGACUGGUAGCUAACCGUCUCAUUCAAUCAAACAAGCACAUCAUGGAAAUAAGUGAAAAGCGGGAAGACUGGAAACCCAAAGACAGCACCUGGUUGUUGAUAAACGUCCUUCCGUGGUCAGGAAAUAGUGGCUACACCAAGUUCUGUUGUAUGCUACAUGCAAAGUCUAAGUUGCCUGAACUUGGAAGAAACGUUUGUAACAAGUGCCACCAAUGGAAUAACCACGAAUGCGAAACAAAUAAUUCAGUGCAAUUUGUUUUUGACAAAUCUUGCUGGUCGGUACUUCUCACCUUCCGCCAGUCUCAGUUCGAUGUUGACAUGCCAAUUGCAUGGAAGUUUUUGAAUGACUUGGAUUUGGACUUUUCUUCAGUAGUGUCUAAUGCAUCGAUGGUCUGCACUAACCAGAGAAUCAUGGUAAGCCUAGAACUCAAGAUUGAUGAAAAGUAUAUCCACAAGAAAAUGUUUCAAGAAAACAUUGCUCGUCAUCUAGGAGUUAAGUUUUCUGAAAUAGAGGUAGUUUACUAUAAAAGAAACGGUACGUUGAUUCUGCUGCGUCUCUCACCGAGAGCUGGACUGCAACUGUUUAAUGCAAUGCAUGCAAGGAAGCUGAGAGAUCAAUUUGGCAAAAUGAUGGCAAAGGCGAUGAGAGGAGAUUCACUGGCAAAUGUCUCGAUUUUGGUGAAGAUGAGUGAUGUACCACCAUCUACACUGUAUGUUGCUCCUACUGGGCCCGAGAUAGUGUCAUAUUACACGUGAACAUUACCGG
This is a messenger RNA of Corticium candelabrum, 879 nucleotides long. RefSeq lists its product as uncharacterized. The transcript has 2 exons. The coding region runs from base 156 to 869 and encodes 237 amino acids. Lineage: Eukaryota; Metazoa; Porifera; Homoscleromorpha; Homosclerophorida; Plakinidae. The record is from RefSeq and is a predicted model, not a curated record.